Molecule: messenger RNA, 1814 nt
Organism: Lolium perenne
Lineage: Eukaryota; Viridiplantae; Streptophyta; Magnoliopsida; Poales; Poaceae
Source: RefSeq, a predicted model, not a curated record
UUCCUUCCUACGCGACGCAAUCGAUCUCCUCCCUCUUCCCAAAUCAACGCCGCCGUCCACCUGAAAAAAGGGAAACAUACCACGGCUGCUGCCACCACCGCCGCUCCGAUUCUAGCCUCCUCCACCACUAAUCAGCGUAUCAAUCGCCAGCUCGGCCCCCUCUCUAUCUCCUCUGCCAUUUACCCGCAGAUGCGCCGACCUUCAGUCCCCAUGGGCCGCGGCCAACCCUACCCGGGUUCGGUUCGCCGAUAUGGCGGUCUGGCGGUCAUCGGCGCCACCUCCCACAGGUCCUGCAACUGCCAGCAUGCCCAUCUGCGUGACCUCUAUUCUUGCUUGUGCUCAUCUUCAGCAACUUCGACGCCCUGGCCUCGAGUUCCUGUACCGGCUGGACGGAGGGUGUCGUCAGUAGAACCCGACAGGUCCUGGCUACUGCGGAUUGGUCGACUAAUCUUCGGCUACUACCUCGGGCGCCGCGCAGUGUGAUGAAGGCGACUUGGCCAUACCACAACUGCCAUGUGGUGACCACAUCACUUCAACUCCAACCCUGGUGGUACUGUACCUGCUGCAACCAAAGAGACCUUGAAAUAACUUUGUUUGGGUACCAAUAUGGAAAGGGAGUGUUGACUGCUGGUUUGUUUGGCAGGCCCCAGUGUUCGUCCCAUGAAGUGCUCACAGCAGCUGGCAUUUGUGAUUUGUGCAGUAUGCCCACAUGAGGUUGGAUUCGUGGUGUGGCAGCAUCGAUUCCGUGCAUCGGCUGUUGUCCCCAUCACACUGCCAUGCCAGCCGCUCAGCUAUGAUCACAAGUCUCGCUUUAUGCACAUCCUCAGGCCUGUAGCCAAGCUUCCCAGUCGCUGGAUGGCCUUCUGCUGCCGGUGCCGAACAAGCUUCUGGAUGCCCCUCGGCUACUUAUUCCCCAAACUAUCACCAAGGUUCUGCACCUUCCUGGAAUCCCUGCACAAUAGACCAGAAGUUCUACAACCACCAAUAUCUGCAAGAAUAUCACGCUUCUGCAAAUUCUGCAUUGGUUGAGCGGUUGUACCGGAGGGGGAAUAGUGCAUCGUGGCGGAGGUACCUGGAGCUGCAAAAGCAUUGUGAGUGAAUACUGCGACUUACUCAUCCCUUCGGGGCUUUUCCGUCCUUACAUCAAGAAACAAGGCCAAUGCGGGCGAGAAGGAUAAAUCUGUUGAUGAGGUACGUGCUUUGAUUCUAAAUACUUGACUGAAUUUUCUGCGGAGAAGCAUCAGCAGCCGGUCGUGGUUUCUUUAAUUGAGCAGCCAUGGUCUAAACCUCCUGAGGGUGCUGUCAAAGUUAAUUUUGGUGCAGCAUUCUAUGAUAGCGCUGGAUGGAACUGGUGCUUGGGGUUUCAUUGCUAGAACUGACCAGGGAGAAGCCAUUGGGGCUGGAGCGGGAAACUAAAGCACCUGAACAGUGCUAUCCAAGCUGAAGCCGAAUCAUGUGUUGUUGCUGUCGAAGCAACUGCUGAUCUGGGUAUACAUAAGGUCAUCUUUGAGCCUGAUUCAGCAAUCGUUGUGAGUGCCCUCAAGUCUAUGAGCUAUGAUUUUUCCAGCAUUGGCGUUCUGGUCCGAGAAGCAAGAAGCACCUGCACCGUCUCUUUUGAUUCUUUUGACUUUGUUCAUUUGCCCAUACCAUUGCUGAUUAUGGUUAUACAGUGAGCUCUGUCAGCUCUGGCUAGGUUAGAUUUACGCCCACUUUUUUUUUGAUCGAACUUAGUCGGCAGCAAUUUAGUUAAUUAUGCGCUGAUAACGGAAUCCGCUUUUCAGUGUAAAACAUAUCUUCUACGGAUAAUCGCUUUA